This is a messenger RNA of Osmerus eperlanus (European smelt), 3140 nucleotides long. It is a transcript of the gene stk38b, whose product is annotated as serine/threonine kinase 38b. Gene Ontology annotation, biological process: intracellular signal transduction; peptidyl-serine phosphorylation. Gene Ontology annotation, molecular function: protein serine/threonine kinase activity; ATP binding. NCBI's taxonomy places the organism in Eukaryota, Metazoa, Chordata, Actinopteri, Osmeriformes, Osmeridae. The record is from RefSeq and is a predicted model, not a curated record. Bases 201 to 1607 code for a protein of 468 amino acids. The transcript is spliced from 14 exons.
UAAACAGAUCCGUAGCAAGCCUGAGAACUUCGGGGUAAUUUGGAAUCUUCUGCAGGGAGGGGCACUUCACUUCCCGUAUUUUUCGAAUGGAUACCAGACCUCACCAGACCAGAGGGAGAAAUGACACAGACUUGACGGGCAGUUUUUGCCUUAACUGAAGAGAGGGAGCUCUGAUUAAAUUACCAGCUGGUCAGGUAACCAUGGCGACGAGGGGCCAUUCCUCCUGCUCCUCCAUGAGUAACCACACCAAGGAGAGGGUGACCAUGGCUAAGGUGACCCUGGAGAACUUCUACAGCAACCUGAUCGCCCAGCACCAAGAGAGGGAGAUGAGGCAGCAGAAGCUGGAGAGGGUGAUGGAUGAAGAAGGACUGCCAGAUGAAGAGAAGCGUAUGAGGAGGUCUCAGCACGCUCGUAAAGAAACAGAGUUCCUCCGACUGAAGAGAACCAGGCUGGGCCUGGACGACUUUGAGUCCCUCAAGGUGAUUGGUCGAGGAGCAUUCGGAGAGGUGCGUCUCGUCCAGAAGAAAGACACCGGUCACGUUUACGCCAUGAAGAUCCUGCGCAAGGCUGACAUGCUGGAGAAAGAGCAGGUGGGCCACAUCAAGGCCGAGAGAGACAUCCUGGUUCAGGCAGAUACCCUGUGGGUGGUGAAGAUGUUUUACAGCUUCCAAGACAAGCUCAACCUGUAUUUACUCAUGGAGUUCCUCCCUGGAGGUGACAUGAUGACGUUGCUGAUGAAGAAGGACACCCUGACCGAAGAGGAGACUCAGUUCUACAUAGCAGAGACUGUCCUGGCCAUCGAUUCCAUCCACCAAAUGGGCUUCAUCCACAGGGACGUCAAACCUGACAACGUUCUGCUGGACUCCAAGGGCCACGUGAAGCUGUCAGACUUCGGCUUGUGCACAGGACUGAAGAAGGCCCAUCGAACAGAGUUCUACAGGAACCUCAACCACAGCCUGUCCAACGACCUCAACUCUCAGAACAUGAACUCCAAGAGGAAAGCAGAGACCUGGAAGAGGAACAGGCGGCAGCUGGCUUUCUCCACAGUGGGAACACCAGACUACAUUGCACCUGAAGUAUUCAUGCAGACAGGAUACAACAAGCUCUGUGACUGGUGGAGCCUAGGGGUUAUCAUGUAUGAGAUGCUGAUUGGCUAUCCUCCAUUUUGUUCGGAGACACCUCAGGAGACGUAUAAGAAGGUGAUGAACUGGAAGGAGACUCUUGUCUUUCCACCCGAGGUGCCCAUUUCAGAGAGAGCUAAAGACCUCAUCCUCAGGUUCUGCUGUGAGGGUGACCAUCGGAUAGGUGCGUCAGGAGUGGAGGAGAUCAAGAGGAACCACUUCUUCGAGGGAGUGGAUUAUGACCACAUCAGGGAGAGACCUGCAGCGAUCCCCAUAGAGAUUAAAAGCAUCGACGACACGUCAAACUUCGACGAGUUUCCAGAGUCAGACAUUCUCCAACCCUCCGUGCCAGCAGCAGCCAGCAGCCAUGUGGAGGUAGACUACAAGAACAAGGACUGGGUCUUCAUCAACUACACCUACAAGCGCUUUGAGGGCCUCACAGCCAGAGGAGCCAUUCCUUCCUACAUGAAAGGAGGCAAGAGAUGAGCUCUGAAUUCCCAGACCCACAGCUCUGCACCAGUACAGGUCCUAGUACAGACCCACAGCUCUGCACCAGUACAGGUCCUAGUACAGACCCACAGCUCUGCACCAGUACAGGUCCUAGUACAGACCCACAGCUCUGCACCAGUACAGGUCCUAGUACAGGCCCACAGCUCUUCCCUAGUACAGACUCUAGUACAGACCCACAGCUCUUCUCUAGUACAGACCCUAGUACAGACCCACAGCUCUGCUCUAGUACAGACCCUAGUACAGACCCACAGCUCUUCUCUAGUACAGACCCUAGUACAGACCCACAGCUCUGCUCUAGUACAGACCCUAGUACCGAUCCUAAUACAGACCAUAGUACAGAUCCUAGUACAGACCCUAGUACAGACCCACAGCUCUGCUCUAAUACAGACCCUAGUACCGAUCCUAAUACAGACCCUAGUACAGAUCCUAGUACAGACCCUAGUACAGAUCCUAAUACAGACCCUAGUACAGACCCUAGUACCGAUCCUAGUACAGACCCUAGUACAGAUCCUAAUACAGACCCUAGUACAGACCCUAGUACCGAUCCUAGUACAGACCCUAGUACAGACCCCAGUACAGUUCCAUAGCUCUGCUCUAGUAGACCCUGGGACAGACGUACUACAGCUCUGCCCUAGUACAGACCCACAGCCCUUCCCUAGAACAGAUCCUAGUACAAAUCCUAGUACAGACCGUAGUACAUACCCACAGCUCUGCCCUAGUACAGAUCCUAGUACAGACCCCUAGAACUGUGGGAGAUGAAGCUCAGAAGGCCUUUCUAGAAAAACUGGAUGCGUAGUUCUGGGCUCCUGAUUCAGUAUCGAUGGAGCUUCUGAAAAAAGUUUUAUUUUUUGAAAGCUCUAAAGAGUCAGUUCCAACCUAUUUUUAUUCAAAACUGUAUACCACUGUGUAUUAAAAUACUAUAGAUGUUAAAUACAUUUAAAGAUUUGUUGUUCAAUGCUAAGCAUAUGUCACCUAUAUUUCCAUAUGAAAACACUUCCUGCAUUGGGAUGUUAUCUGAACCUAAAAAGUGUCCUUACUUCAUCAUGAUAUACUUAGCCAAGAAUAUUGCCUGUGUCUGACAGUGCUUUUUUUUCCAAUUCAAGUUGUUUUGUUUUUGUUGUUUUUAAGCAAAGAUGGUCAGCUCAAUAUCUUUCUUGUGUGUCAACUUUAUUAUGAGUUAACUGUCUAAGAGUGGCCAAACCUUCAUUAUGAACAUAGAGUUGGGUCUACCCCUUUGACAAUCAAUAUGGAGCUUCUUGAUUUUAGACUGUAUUUAUUAUUCCAUCUUUGUAUUGCUAUUACAUCUAUUGACAAUCUGCAGCAAACUAUCCAAUAGUUCUGUGUGAUAAUUGACUGAAUGACGUUGGAUUCCUUUGAACUGGAAACACCUGUUGAUUUCUUUUCAUUGUUGUAUUCACUUGAGUGCUUUCAAGGUUCAAGUUAAGAGUUUGGGGGAGGAUGGCUGUGUCUUCCGAGGCUGCGACCAAACGAAGCUUUCUGUCCGUUUUC